Messenger RNA from Cicer arietinum (chickpea), 806 nucleotides. Its product is annotated as S-protein homolog 5. NCBI's taxonomy places the organism in Eukaryota, Viridiplantae, Streptophyta, Magnoliopsida, Fabales, Fabaceae. The record is from RefSeq and is a predicted model, not a curated record.
ACACACACAAAGCCUCACAACCAAAACAGAUACAUAACAUAUCACUAUUAAAACUAAACAAACAAAAAAACAAUGAAAUUUGUGGUGAGUGUUUACCUUAUACUAUGUUUUGCCACCUCCAUUUUCAUUGUGAUGGCAAUAGUACAAAGAACACAACAUAUAUUUGGCAGUGAUGAAUACUAUGUUCGUGUGAUGAAUGGCUUCACAAAUAAUUCCUCUGUUCCAUUAGUCAUUUGGUGUUCAUCUGAGGAAGUUGAUCUUGGUGGUCGUGCUUUGCAAGAGCAUGAUGAAUUCAGCUGGAUCAUGAGGCCCAAUUUCUGGAGCAGCAACUAUAUGAAGUGUACUAUGAAAUGGGAUAAGACAAGAAAGAGUUUUGAUGCAUUUAAGGUUUCUAGAGAUACAGAACGUUGUGGUCCACAUAGGUUAUGUUCUUGGAGAGUGACACAAGAUGGAUUUUAUUUUAGUAAUGAUGAAGUGAAUUGGAGGAAGGAUUUCAUAUGGUGAGUGUGAAUGUGAAUCAUGUGAUGAUUCCAAGGUUUUCUCCUAGCUUGGAUUCACCAAACCAUGUAUGUUAGUUCUACACUAGCGAGACUCUGAUAAUCUUAAGUUCAGUCGAAAGUUCAAUGAAAUUUGUCUAAGAAUUGUUUGUGCUACAAUUCAAACCGGUUAUAGUUAGUAAUAUGUUCCAAGAUAUGUGAGAAACUUUGCAUAAUUAUAACAGGGUUUAUGCUUCUUAGUAAGAUCAAAUAAAUGUUUACUUCAAACAUAAUGUCUUAAAAAAAUUAUCACUUAAAGAUAUUUUAGUA